This is a messenger RNA of Pseudozyma hubeiensis SY62, 894 nucleotides long. RefSeq lists its product as hypothetical. NCBI's taxonomy places the organism in Eukaryota, Fungi, Basidiomycota, Ustilaginomycetes, Ustilaginales, Ustilaginaceae. The record is from RefSeq and is a predicted model, not a curated record. Bases 1 to 894 code for a protein of 297 amino acids. Gene Ontology annotation, molecular function: protein binding. The transcript has a single exon.
AUGGCCGGGCGAGGGCCGCCACCGCCCGGUCCGUCACCCGGUCCACCACCAGGCCCGCCACCGGGUCCACCUCCGAAUCCACCGCCUCCACGUACAAGCCCAACACCGCCUCCACCACCGUCACCACCCGCAGCUACGGCCGCUUUGAACUCUAAUAGAUCCGCUGGUCUAGCUCGUCAGCAGCCCGCAUCGACGUCUUCGAUCGGUAGUGGCUCACAUCAAACCAGCUCGACCUCCAAACACGAGCCUGCAUCAGCGACAACAGCAGACGACAAGAGAGCAUUUGCGCUCGAACGCACGUCGCUACUACAGCAGCUCGAAAUCGACCGUAUCCUGAGCGCGUUCCGUCUGAACCCCUACGACGUCCUCGAAGUGCCUCUCGAAGCCGAUGAUAAGGAGAUCAACAAGAUCUACCGCAAAAAGUCACUCCUCAUCCACCCGGACAAGGUUAAGCACGAGCGAGCAGUGGAGGCAUUCGACCUGCUCAAAAAGGCAUCCACCCACCUGCUCGACGAAGACAAACGCAAAGCGCUGGACGAGACCGUCAUGGAUGCCAGGCUGAUGGUUCUCAAGGAGCUCAACCUUCCAUUUGCUACGGCGUACGACGAUCCACGUCUGGUCGAUCUCAAUCCUAUCUGGGAAGAGCGCGUUCGCAGUGCGACCAAGGAGCUCAUGGUGGACGACGAGCUGCGUCGGAGGAAGGCGAUUCGCAUCCAGCACCAGGCAGAGGGAGAGGUGCAGAGGAAGAAGGAGCAGGCGGUGGAAGAGCGUAAGCGAAAGGCGGAGCAUGAUGCUGCCUGGGAGCAGACCAGAGAUCAUCGUGUGGCUGAUUGGAGGGCUUUUCAGAAGGGGGGCAAGAAGAAGAAGAAGUCGGACGCAGGUGUACUUGGCUGA